UACUUUGGUAGAUAAUUGUUCAAUUAUUCAUUUAUGAGAAGAUUUAUUCACAAACGAUGGAUUGGAUCUAUUUCAUCAGUGUAAUCAUUUGUUUAUUUCUGCUGAAACAAUUCAUCUCUCUACUAUUGAUUCUAUUCAAUUAUACAAUAGGAAUAAGGUUAUUUUCUAAAAGGAAACUAUUAAAACAUGCAGGUGAAUGGGCAAUUGUGACUGGUGCGACUGAUGGAAUUGGGAAAGCUUAUGCAGAAGAAUUGGCUAGUGAUGGUUUGAAGAUAAUGUUAAUUAGCAGGAAUGCACAGAAACUUGAACGUGUAGCCGAUGAGAUUGAAGAGAAAUACAAUAUAGAGACGAGAGUUGUAACAGCGGAUUUUACAAAUGUUGAUGUUUAUGACAGGAUCAAAGAAGCUAUCGAUCAAUUAUCAUCAAUUGCUUGUUUAGUAAAUAAUGUUGGAAUGGGUCCGCCUAAAUUAGACUAUUUCGCUACCACGGAUUACUUAACAUUGAAUUUUAUCAAGGAUAUGAUAAUUUGUAAUACUUUACCAAUUGCUAUAAUGACACGUUUCAUAUUGCCGAAAAUGUUGAAACAACACACAUCAAAUAUGGCAAUCAUUAACAUUGGAUCAUAUUCUGGUAAUAGAUCCUGUCCAUUUUUAUCAUUGUAUUCUGGUACGAAAGCAUUUGGGAAUCAAUUAUCUCGAUCAAUAUCUGAUGAAAACUAUGAUAAUCGUAUAAUUAUACAAACUGUUUGUCCAAUGUUUGUAUCGACCUCUAUGACUGAUCAUUACAAAGUGUCCUUUUUUAUACCUGAUGCAAAACAAUAUGCCUGCAGUGCAUUAGAUAUGUUUGGUGUUGAAAAUGAAACAUUUGGUUAUAUUGGUCAUGCAAUUAAUGCUUAUCUUACUAGUUUCUUACCGAAUUUUAUUUGGAAACAAAGUUGGUUAUUGAUAAGAUCAUGGUUUCGUAAACACAAGAAACAGUAUGAUUAAAAGAUGUACUUCAUAUUGAGCUAUUUUGUCUAAUCAUAUAACUUUACAUAUUUAUUCAGUUAAAAAGUUUCGUUUAUCAUCUGUAUUUCGUAAACCACUUUUAAUUUUGUAAAUGUGAAAUAUUGUCAGAGUUAUUGUCUUUCUAAAUUUGUGAAAAUUUAAGCUCUUGUUUUUUUUCAUAUUGUAAAAAUUGAAUAUUGAAUUGAUGAAUUCAUCUUUUCAAAAAUUGAAAAUAAAUUAACAAAAUUCUAAUGUAUUUAAACUAUUUUUGGUGUAAAUUCUUCUAGUAAACUUGAUUGAUUGACCGAUUAUUUUGACCUCUUUUUGAUUUUCAUAUAUUAUUCAUUUGUUUUAAAUAAAUGUUACUUGUUA
This is a messenger RNA of Schistosoma turkestanicum, 1358 nucleotides long. The record is from the annotation of a GenBank genome assembly. Lineage: Eukaryota; Metazoa; Platyhelminthes; Trematoda; Strigeidida; Schistosomatidae.